Acaulospora colombiana is the source of this 474-nucleotide messenger RNA. The record is from the annotation of a GenBank genome assembly. Lineage: Eukaryota; Fungi; Glomeromycota; Glomeromycetes; Diversisporales; Acaulosporaceae.
AUGUUGGUAUUAGAUUACCUAGCAACACAAUUAGGUUUAGCAUGGAAUAAAAACAAAGAUUGGCCUGCUUACGUUACUGGAACGACUAUAUAUGCUGAUCCUCCUAAAGUUAAGAACAAAAAGACAAAUAUACACAGUGAUAAUCUGGAGAAAGAUAAGGUGAAUCAGGAAUUAUUGAAAAAUGAUGAUAGCGGAGUGGAGGAUAGUAAUAGUUUAAUAACCACGUCUGCCUCAACACGUUUGCCCUUAACUCCUUCACUUUUAUCAACCAAUUCUCGAAGAAUAAAGCCUGAUCCUACCCCAUUAGAGAUAACGCUAAUGAAACCUUUAUUAUUAAUGAAUAUUAGCGGGAAAUCUGUGUCUAAAGCAGUUAAAGAACUUGGGAUAUCCCCUUCAAAUGUCAUCAUAAUUCAUGAUGACAUGCAGCGUGAAAUUGGAAAGAUAAGCAUGAAGAGUGGUGGAAGCGCAAAGUAA